This is a messenger RNA of Rana temporaria (common frog), 1280 nucleotides long. RefSeq names its product asialoglycoprotein receptor 1-like. The record is from RefSeq and is a predicted model, not a curated record. The transcript is spliced from 9 exons. The coding region runs from base 63 to 902 and encodes 279 amino acids. NCBI's taxonomy places the organism in Eukaryota, Metazoa, Chordata, Amphibia, Anura, Ranidae. Gene Ontology annotation, molecular function: signaling receptor activity.
UUAUAUCCAGAGCCACAAACCACAGAGUGACACCGAGAGGACAACAUCCAGACUACUAGGACAUGCCAGUGCGCUACAAGGACGUAGAGCUUCUUCCAGAAGAAGACCCAACACCCAACAAGAGUCCCACUGGAAACCAUUCAACUUCCCGAGGACUCACCAUGAACAGGUGGAUCCCCCAACCCUCCUCCGGCCUGAUCUGCUCUCUGUCGGCACUUUGCACCGGUCUCCUCUUCAUCAUCAUCAUCCUCAUCGUCACCAUCACACGUCAGGGGGUGGAUCAGACAGAGAAGAACAUGGAGGUGAAGCUGAGGAAUCUGAGUCUAGGAGUGGAUUCCAAAGUGGAGAAACUGUCCCAGAAUGAUUCCAGGAUGAUGGAGAAACUGACCAACAUCGAAACCUUUGUAAAGGGCAUGAGAGGUUCUUAUGCCAAUGACAUCCAGAGGGUUCUGGGAGCCGUGGCAAGACUGACGGAGGAGAUCCGGAAAGGGAACAACUCUACGGAUCUAUUGUGUGAUGUGGGCUGGAGGCAGUAUGCCUUCAGCUGUUACUAUUUAUCCCAGUAUAGGCGGACAUGGGAGAGCGCGAAGAAAGACUGCGAGACAAGGGGUGCUCAUUUGGUGGUCAUUAAUGGCGAGGACGAAAAUAGAUUUGUAGGUUCACUUUCUAAUUGGCAGACCUCGUGGAUCGGUCUCACAGACGUGGACGGAUCCUGGAAAUGGGUGGACGGGACUUCUUACGAUGAUACUCCAAAAUUCUGGAUGCCCGGUCAGCCUGAUGAAUGGAUCAAUCCCAUCCAUUCACAAGGGGAAGAUUGUGCUGAGCUGCACAGCUCCGGAGGCUGGAAUGACGGACAUUGUUCUCUGGAGCUUGUAUAUAUCUGUGAGAAGGAAUUGCAUUGACCUGAUGAACAGGAGGACAACCUGAUAUCUUCACCCCCUAAUCAUUCCUGAUCCUCGGCUACGCUAUAUUGAUGUAGAAUCUUGAAUGAUCCUGAGGGGCAUGCUGGGAUUUAUAGUUGUUGAUAGGAACAGCGUUUUGGAUUCUACAACCACAAUAGAGCAAUGAGGAGAUGGGUUCUUGCCGUUGUUUGAUGUUCAGCGACAGUUAGAUUUCACUUUCUAGACUUCAGAGAACAUACAGAAUGAAGAUGAACUCCUCGGGGGCGGGCACUUCCCUUAGUUUUCCUUUUGUUCUGUGUGGAUGAUCAGUAUUAAUAAAUCCCUGCAGAUAAUGACUCCUUGUGUACAUAAAGUUAAUAAAGUGUUAAUCUCUGUGAA